CGCGCGCCCCUCACCGACCUGACGUCACAGGUUUAGAAUGUCGACACGGGCCCCGGAUACACGGGAAAGUCUCUCACUGGGAUGAAGUCGACGCUAAAACAGAUAAACUCUUAAGCUUUACUCACGCAACACGUCGAAUGCAUGGCGAAGUAACGUAGGCCAUUUUCCUGUUGUUUCUCUCUAAGUCGGGAUGUUUGAGGGAAGUGUUAGAUGAGAGUCGAGUCAGUCCGUCUGUAGACGUGGUGGGAUAGAGCCAGCGUUUUGAACAGGAGGUUAAACAAGAGGUUAGAUAGCGCACCCUCCCACUAAUGACUCGGAAACGCUACCGGUGAAUGCAACAUGUUGUUUUCGAGCGUGUUUACAGUGGAAGCCUGUUAUGUCCGGUCCUACCUGGCUGCCUCUGAGAACUCUGAGUAGCCCUGAGAGACCCGCAGCACAGAUGUCACACUCUGGACCUGCUUUCUACAGACCACCCAAAAAAGGUCCACCUGACCAGAGAGCCAAAUAUGGUGUGUAUGACCAAAAUGGAGCAGCAGGUGGAAAUGGUGUACCCUCAAGGUACAUAGCCACUGGACCCUCAGGUGGAAGCAUGCAUCACCAGCACCAAGAUGGUUAUUCAGGGUCUUCAUCCUAUCACCCCCUUUCUCCACAAGGAGAACACUAUUAUCUCCCAGGACACGGACCCAAAGACGAUCAUCUCUUCUGGAACACACACAUGACUAGCUAUGAUCACCAUACACGAGGGUCUGAUAAACACCUCUCUAGUAUUGAUGCCGAGAUAGAUUCUCUCACAUGCAUGCUGGCUGACAUGGACAGCCAUCAUCAAAACACAAGCACACAGUCCACACAGCUGUACGACAACGUGCCUUACAACAAGCAUCUUCACAGUGAGCGCUACAAACCGUCCAACCAGACAGGUGCUCCGUCCCAGACCAGACCCACCAUGGGUUACCCUCCUCAUCCUCAAAGCCAGUAUCAUCCUUCUCCACCUUAUCAGUCCACCCCAAAGCCUGAAUAUGCCUAUCCGUCCCAAUCGUCCUCCACACACAAACCUUACCCCCAACCAGUGCCAGCCUCCUACACCACUGCCUCCACCCCGAGUGGGCCACGCUUCACCGUGCAGGUCAAAACCGCUCAGCCUGUCACUUAUUCUCAGAGUGGGAGACAAGCAGAGCAGGCCUACACCCCGCCCCCUCCUCGCCAGCAUGCUACUUGCCCUCCCCCACAUUACUCAGAAGUCCCAGGGCAGGGACAAGGCUGGUACCCACCACCACCACCUCCAGCCCAGCAGGCCCAUGGUGAUCCAGCAGCAUAUAAGGCAGGCUCUGGUGGUAUUCAGGUGCCAAGUAGGGUACAGGGUCAACCAGGAAAGAAAGGACAAGAGCAGAGCUACCAGACUAGUAAGGGGCCAGUGCCAAGACCAGAGGAGGAGUUGGAUCGCCUCACUAAGAAGCUGGUGUAUGACAUGAAUCAUCCUCCCACAGAGGAAUACUUCGGCCGGUGUGCCAGGUGUGGCGACAACGUGCUCGGUGAUGGGAGCGGCUGUAUCGCUAUGGAGCAGGUGUUCCAUGUGGAGUGUUUCACGUGUAUCACCUGCCAUGCCCAACUCAGAGGCAAGCCUUUCUAUGCACUGGACAAAAAGAGCUACUGUGAGAGCUGUUACAUUAGUACAUUGGAGCGCUGCUCAAAGUGUUCGAAACCAAUCCUGGACCGGAUCCUGCGGGCAAUGGGGAAGGCAUAUCACCCACGCUGCUUCACCUGUGUAGUGUGUGGCUGCUGUCUUGAUGGUGUUCCCUUCACCGUGGAUGCCACUUCACAGAUUCACUGCAUUGAGGAUUUCCACAGGAAGUUUGCCCCAAGAUGCUCUGUGUGUGGGGAGCCCAUAAUGCCUGAGCCUGGUCAGGAGGAGACAGUGAGAAUUGUGGCUCUGGAUCGCAGUUUCCAUGUCAACUGCUACAUUUGUGAGGAGUGUGGUUUGCUCCUCUCGUCUGAAGGAGAGGGCCGAGGCUGCUACCCUCUGGAUGGUCACAUUUUGUGCAAGAGCUGCAGUGCCCGACGAAUCCAGGAUCUCUCUGCCAAAAUCUCCACUGACUGCUAACAACAAUCUUCUGUUCUCUUUGACUGCUUUUUGCUUUUUGUUUUUUAUUUUGUUUUUUUUUGCUGGAUUUUCAAAGAAGUGCUCACAGUAGGGCUUAACUAUCCUUCCCCCCCCCUUUAUAUUAGCAGAGAACUAGGCAAUGAAAUAAGUUCCCAUACAUUAUAGCUGAAUUCUACAUACUCAGGGUUUAUAGAGCCGUGAAAUAUGAAUGAAGUGUUUCGCAUAGGCCACUUUAAGAGGGCAAGUAAUAUUCUUAACAUUAACCAACAAGAUGGUUACUUUACAGGGGUGAUGAUUAUUCAUUGUGAAUAGCAUGUGUGUGCAUGCAUACACAUGUGGUUGUUCAUACAAAUUGCUGAUUUCUCUUAACAGUCACCUGUUAAGGGCAUGAUCAGGGUUUUUUCUACUUUAAAGCUAAGACUUCCUGUCACUGAGAAUCUGUACUGUCGCCAACUGAGUUGUAUUUGAUUGCAUUAAAUAAUCGAAAUUAAAAUAACCCAACAGAAAUCAUGAUGGUAGUUAAUUGAAUUUCACAAAAAUGGCUUUAUUAUUAACAUGUCCUCUAGUUAAGAUCUGUAUUUGUUGAUCACUUAUUCUACAGACAACAACGAGCACAUGAAACUUAAUUUAGCCUCUGUGCUAUAACACUCUAAGACUAACUUCACACCUUCUCUGCUGGUCUCUGCAGGAAAUGUUAGACAUAUCAAUGAAUUAGAGGGUUUCCCAAAAGCCAUACAUAGGGGAAAUUAACACUUUUAACAAAAUGUAACUUUAUUUAUAAAACAUGAUCUACAUUCCAUUUCUUUGUAAACACACACAGAGUCAACUUUCCCACUCAUGGUGUGCUUGUGUUAACACAUCUGGUGUUAUGCUUGUAAUUGCAUGUCCAUCACAACCUUGUGACAGUGUCCUGAUCCAGAAUUUCAAGUUUUUUUGUGUGUGUAAAAUAUAAUAUAAACUAAGAACAAUCUUGGAAGAUAUCUUGCUAAAAAAAGUGUUUAUUUCCCCUAUGUAUGGAACUUUUGGGAGACCAUGAACUGAUCACUGUUAUUGAAGGAUAUCACCGUUCUGUUUAAUACCCGAGACUAAAUACCAGCUCUUUGUGUUCAUUCUAUGUCUGUGCCACAAUUGGCUCUUUGUCAAGAUACAUUUUGCUGAUCUGGGACUAGUUUUUUGGCCCUAAAACCUUACAUUAAACACCUCAGAUUAACAUGAUGGCACAGUGUUUAAAACUGUUAUGAGAUUUUUUUUUAGUAAGAUUUACAUGUUUAGCUUUAUGAGAGGAUGAUCCUACUGUAUUAAGCAGAUUGAUGUGAAUAUGAAAUAGUACCUUAGUGGUAAAGUUGCUGCAAAGAGGUUUAGAGAUGUAGUGAAAAGGAUUUUUAGGUGAAGUGUGUAGUGAGCUAAAUUCAAAGAUAUAAAAGGAAGCAAAAAUGAGAUUGAGGGUCUACAGUUCAGUGUCUCCUUAAAAUAAGGUUGCCACUUGCAGCCCUCAGGAUAGACAUGGUUUUAAAUUGCAUUCUGAAGAAAUCCUAAUGGGUGCAGUCUUUCUUAAAAGGACCUAAAACAAAAAAGAGCACUUUGCUUAUUGAAUAGUUAAUAUAGGAAUAACUACAUCCAGAUAAAUGAGCUUUAGGCCUUUUGGUUUGUCCGUCUUGGUUGCUGAGGCUAUUUUACUGAACACAUAUAUUGCAGGUUGUUGGAAUGCCAGGCCCUUUUUUUUUGUUAUUGAAGAGCUUUUAGCUUUUGUGCUCUUUUUGCCAACAGUUUUUAGUAUAAAAAAUGCCCUCAUUAUUGGUUGAGCUUUUCAUUUGGGCUUUCUGCUGGUUAAAAUAAAUUAAUUGAUUUUGAUUGGA
Ictalurus punctatus (channel catfish) is the source of this 3954-nucleotide messenger RNA. It is a transcript of the gene trip6, whose product is annotated as thyroid hormone receptor interactor 6. The record is from RefSeq and is a predicted model, not a curated record. The coding region runs from base 377 to 2098 and encodes 573 amino acids. The transcript has 12 exons. Gene Ontology annotation, biological process: positive regulation of non-canonical NF-kappaB signal transduction. NCBI's taxonomy places the organism in Eukaryota, Metazoa, Chordata, Actinopteri, Siluriformes, Ictaluridae.